Molecule: messenger RNA, 6343 nt
Organism: Meleagris gallopavo (turkey)
Lineage: Eukaryota; Metazoa; Chordata; Aves; Galliformes; Phasianidae
Gene: ANKS3
Product: ankyrin repeat and sterile alpha motif domain containing 3
Cellular component (GO): cilium
Molecular function (GO): protein binding
Source: RefSeq, a predicted model, not a curated record
CCCCGCCGUGCCGACCCGCGGCGGGUGUAGGCCGGGCCUGCCUUCCUGGGGCCUGAGGGCCCCUGAGGUUUUAACGCUGCUCUUGUAGCUCUUUUCUCUGGCGUCACUUCUUGGAGUUAUCCUUCCAAGAGGGAUGCUAAGGUGCUGAUCACUGUAGAUUUCAUGAUAGUUCUUAUCGUUUCUUUCUUUCUUUUUCCAUUCUGGUUUUCUCCUCUGCACCUUGAGGGCAGGGCAGUUCGGGGUGGCUGCCUGCUCUGAGGCUCAGCGCAGCGGGGUUCUGAUCUUGGUGAGUCCAUAUUUUAUGAUGUACUGAAAUAAGGAGCCUGGCUCGUGGGGCUGAGGAAGGCUUCUAAUGGACGUGAAGUGAGUUGCUUUGCCAUAAUGUGAGAAGAGUCUGUAAAUGUUCCUGAGGUGUUGAUCUAGUGUGGCAGAUGGGAUGUGACAUCUAGCUUAUUUUUAACCAUGAGAUCUUUAGUGGUAACCCAUCCAAGUACUUCUGUGUAUGGGAUCUGUUGAGUUAUGGCCUGAACCACUCAUUGAGCACCUGGGGAAAGGACCCGGUCAGCCCUGGGAGCACAGGUGGAGGCAGUUCAGCUAUGAGACUUGAAGGGGUGGAGUCUGGCUGCACCUCUGUUAGACUUCAUUUAAGGGCUGACUGCCACUGGGGCAGGAUCUCUGGUUAGAGAUCUGUCUGUUGUGGGCUUUUCCCUGCGAGCCUGCAUCUUCAGAGAUGGGUGAGCACUUCUCCUUUUCUUUUGUAACAUCAUUCCAUUUGUGCUGGUCUCUUUGCUACUACUCUCCUCUAUUGCCUUUCUAUCUGCAUUGACCCUUCUGAUUUUUACUUUCUGAUUUUUACAGUCUGUUUUUAAUUAUGUAGAAAUUCCUAUACAUUUUGGCCCAAGUCUUCUGUGCUACCAUUUAAGCCUAUUACAUCUUGACUUAUCCAUUGUGGCCACAAGAAGCAGGUUACAUCUGACCUCUUUCUCUUUGCAGCAGCCAUUUACGUGCUUAAGAGUUCUUAAGAUGUCCCCAGACUUAUUUUCUUUAUAUCAGAUGCCCUCAGUCAAUCUUUUCUUCCUAGUCUUUAGGGCUCUGAUUACUUCUGUUGUUCUCAGGGUUCAUUCAGUAGUUCUUUGUACUCUCUCAGAUAUAAGCUCAGUUGACAUCAUGCUUUAGGUUACUGUGGAGUGAAACCUUGAUUUGUUUUCAACUCUAAACUGUAUGUAAUUAGAGCAGAGUUGAGUUGGUAGGAAUGAAUUUGAGAGUCUUGAAUAUUCUGGAGUUGAGCUUUGAGCAUAACUUUUUUGUCAUGUCAGCAUUGCUCCUUGACAGCUUGCCAAGGUUGUGUCUGUAACUUGCACCUGACAUGAGGCAGAUUCUGGAUAUGUUAACUGUAAAAAGCAUUGUUGUUUGGUCUUUACCAAUUUAAAAAGCUAUCUACAGAGAAAACAGCAAGCUUUAUUUUUAUCUGCAUGUGUAUUUACAGGCUGUCAUGAAUUUUCUCUUCUUAUCAGUUGUGAAUGUGCCUUUCUGCUUCUACCAGAAGACUUAGGCAGCUGCGAUGAGAAACAAUCCUACUUCUGCUCACAAUCCACUUAUAUCCCUUCAUAUCUCUGUGUUUUGUUUGGAAGUUCAAGAUGUUCAGUCCUUCCUCUGUCUUCAGCCCUGUAUAUUCCUGCAUGAAGCUUAUGCCCUGCCAGUGUGAUACAUAGGAAUUGCUGUCAUUAGAUGAAACAGGUGCUUGUGCAAAUAGAUCUCAAGGAAGGAAAUUAUUUAUUACUAAUACAUACUGAUUAGGAAGAGAGGAUAGUUCUUCUGUGGCCCUAAGAAAUUAAUGAAGGGGUUGGGAGGAUAAGGAAGCAAAGUGUGGGAGUUAAAAAUCAGGUGGGAAGUGGAGAUGUAGGAAUUAAAGGACUUUUGUUUAUGGUGUCAGAAAAGGGGCUGGUACUUGCAGGAGGGUCUCCUGAUUCUUUUCAAAUGGUGUUUGCUUUCUCAUGUUACAGCUGAGACAAUCAAAAGAGCAGCUGCUACUGAAAAGCUAAUUAUGCUAUCUCUCCUUUGUUAUUAAUUGGUGCCAAAUGUGAUGUUGCAUAGCCCCUGUAUGAAUCAGUCUGAGGAGUUAAACUGGCAAGAAGUUAUCAGGAAGAAAAAAUGUCUGUUAGCUUCUUGCCCUUUGUAAUAUGUGGUGGGAUCCAUCAAACCCCAGAAGUGCUGCACGGGAGGCAACAAGACUGAGGUGUUGAGAAAGCACUUCUCCUUGAGUUGAUGCAGAUGUAGCCUGAAACCACAGCUGAAGACCUCAGAUGAUGGAUGCAUUUGUGUCAAAGAGCUUUUUAUGAAGUGUCAAACAAGAAAGCUCUCCUUGUAUUCAAAUCCCAGAGUCUACUUCUGCAAGAAAGGACUGCCACCAAAACUUCUUGACAAGCCUUAAUUCUUCAGACCACAUCAGGAUAAGGAGGGGAUCGAAGUAAAGGGCAGAAUGUCAGAGCUGAGUGAUGAAGCCAGCGAGUCGGAGCUGCUGAGCUGCAGUCUGUCCAUGUGGCAUGGGGUGGGUCAGGUGCUGUGUCGGGAAGAGCUGGAUGUUCCCCUGGAUUUGCACACAGCCUCUUCCAUUGGCCAGUAUGAAGUGGUGCAGGAGUGUAUUCGGUGUGGAGACGUGGAUUUAAAUAAGAAGAAUUGUGGUGGCUGGACUCCAUUGAUGUAUGCUUCCUACAUUGGCCAUGACACCAUUGUGCACCUGCUGCUGGAGGCAGGAGUGAAUGUGAACAUCCCAACACCAGAAGGACAGACCCCGCUCAUGUUAGCCUCCAGCUGUGGAAAUGAAAGCGUUGCUUACUUCCUUCUCCAGCAAGGCGCAGAGCUGGAGAUGAAAGAUAUUCAUGGUUGGACUGCCUUAUUUCACUGUACCAGUGCUGGACAUCAGCAGAUGGUCAAGUUCUUACUCGACAACGGGGCGAAUGCCAACUGCAAGGAGCCUGUUUAUGGGUAUACUCCUCUGAUGGAAGCAGCUGCUUCUGGCCAUGAGAUAAUUGUUCAGUACCUUCUCAAUCAUGGGGUGAAAGCAGAUGCCAGAGAUAACACUGGAGCCACGGCGCGGACGCUGGCUAUGAAGUAUGGACAUACAAAGAUUGUGGGGUUGAUAGACUUGCAUGCAGCCCCAGUGCCCAAGGUCUUCUGCAGGGGUCCAGGAAAGUAUGAAGAGCUGAGCUCCUCAGAUGAAUCGUGCUCUGCUCCCCAGAGACAGAGACCUGUUCGUAGGACCAAGGGUCCCAGCAUCCAUGAUGGACCCCAGGCUUUGGCUAAGAUAACAGCAGUUGGAAUUGGGGGAAAGAAGCAGUCUCGCUAUGAGCAAGUCUUGCCCCAAGGUUAUGUUACCUUCAGUGAUGAUGGCAGCUGUGAAGCUGAUGACAUCCGGAACCGGGAUGUUACCUCUCCAAUUAAUGAGCAAGAUGUGGAGAGCAGCAGCAGCAGGGAGGAUAAUGCUUUCUUCACCAACAACUUAGCAGCCAUCAGGAGCAGCAGCAGCAGCAGCGAAUGCCUGACCAAGGCCUUAGGGGUCAGCAGUGAAGGCUCCUUGGAAAGCAAUGAGGAUUCUGACCAUGCAGGCAGUCCUCCUAGUAGGAAACAAGCCAAAAGCUUCAAGGUCAAGAACCGCUACAGCAGCAGUGAUGGUCAGUGGACCCACUGCCCAGGGAAGGCUGGAGCUUCCACUCAGCACCUCAUCUUUCCUGAGCCCCCUGCCUAUACAGGACCCCAGGACCUUGCAACAUUCCUUGAGCAAAUUGGGUGCCUGAAGUACCUGCAAGUGUUUGAAGAGCAAGAUGUUGACCUUCGCAUCUUCCUGACCCUCACAGAGAGUGAUCUGAAGGAAAUUGGCAUCACCCUGUUUGGACCCAAGAGGAAGAUGACUUCAGCUAUUGCCCGAUGGCACAGCAAUGCUCGGCCACCCAGCGAUGCCCUGGAGCUGGCCUAUGCAGAUCGGCUGGAAGCUGAGAUGCAGGAACUGGCCAUUCAGCUGCACAAGAGAUGUGAAGAGGUGGAGGUGAUGAAGGGCCAGGUAUGCCAAGAGCAGAAGCUGCGUGCAGUGGCAGAAAGCUGUCUGAUGGAGAGAGAUGAGACCUGGAAUGCUGUCCAGUGCCAGCUCAGAGAGGCUCAGGCUGUCACCAAGGAUGCUGGGGUCUUGCUGGACCAGAUCAAAUCCUGUCAAGCAGAGCUGUCCUCCCGGCUAUCGCAAGAGCAGGCAGCUGGCAGAGUGCUGGACACAAAGGGGAAGCUGGGAACUGCACGGGAAGGAUGGCCGCUGUCCUUGAAGUCUCUGAGCUUACCUGAGCUGUCAGCUGUCCUCGAGAAAUGUGUGGGAGAAAUGGGAAAAGCUCUGCAGAUGGUAACUCAAAACCUCCAAAGGCUCCAGGCCCCAGGGCAGGGUGCACAGAGCUGGUUAGAGCCGUAACAAAGCAGGAUGGAAUACUGACGUCGGGUGACUGUUCCACCCGGAAUCUGAGCGUGGAGGGAGAACGAGCACAAGGACGGUGCUGGCAGCGCUGCAGCUCUGUGGAGACUGUUGUGACAGCUGGCAGAGGUGUGGACAAAGGUCUUGGCCACCAUCAGAACGUGCCAGGAGAAUGAGGGAUGGCAGAGGACAAGGACGCGGCAGCUCUCUGGGCCUGGUUCCUGUCUAGGUUCCCAAGACUGUGCUGUUUGUGCUAGAAGUUCAAGUUAAGAGAAGAAAUCCCAAAGGAUUUAUCUGCCUUAAACUUCCUGCAGCCUUUGUUCAGGGCUACAUUGUGUUAGAAAGCUGACAGCUACCCACAGCCAUCAAGUAAUUAUCCCUUUCCACAUCCUAUCCUCCCCAAGGCCUCCAACAAAUGAGUGGUGGUUACUGAGGAGCUGACACACAAAAUGUGUCUGAGGCAGUAAGGAGUGCAGGCUUGUGAGAUGAGUAAAGUGAGCGGAGUUGGUGAUGUCUGAGAAACACAUGCAGCCAAGUCUAGCUGGAACAUCUUCCCUGCUGUUGUCUCAGAUCUAUACUUCAAAACUACUCCCUUCAGCUAGCCUGCCUUGGUUCAGUUCAGAUUCUUGCCCCCUUCAGGGCUCAUACUGAUCAUGUUCUUUACUUCCAAAGAACUUUUUUGUGGUAAAUGCUUUGUGGCAAGCAUUUACAAGCAGCAGACUCCAGUGGUCAGGUCUGCUGGUGCCAGGAUCCCAGCACUGACAGUGGUUGCAAAGCAGAUGUGUCCCUGGAAGGACAUGAGAGAGAAGGAAAAGCUCAAAACUGUUUGGUCUGCUUUGCCUCUGGCAAGUAGAAGAGUGCCAAGGCAGGCAGAACUGGGACUGAGGGAUUGGUCAGUUAAAAUGGAUUAAAAAUCCCAUCUCAAAUGUACCUGCAUGCUUCAGUCCUUGGCUGCUGCCUGCUCUUAGUUCUCAGGCUUCAGUGUCGGGAAAGAAGCCUGCCAAGACAUUCUAGUAUUGGCAGUGUGCUGUAGUUUCAUAGGGCAAACAAAAAGUGUGGGGAAAAGGCUGCCUCCCAAGGGGGGCUGCCUGAUCUCUUGAGCUGGGCAAAAAAUCACAGGAUGAUGAAAUUGUAGGGGUUGGAAGGGGCCUCCAGAGAUCAUCGAGUCCACGUGGGCACUGGUGACUGCUACAUGGAUGUAAAAUGGCUUCCAGAACUGCAGUGACUGUUCCUGUGUACUGCUGAGUCUUGGGGGAGAAUUAUCUUCUGUCUGACUGAUGGCCUUGAUGAAUCUGUAAUGGUCUCCAUCUAUUCCUUGAGAAGAAACUGCAUGCUCUUUCAGCACCUCUGAUUAAGAGCCAGAGAAAGUACAAAAAUCCAUCUCGGCUCCAUCCUUUGAGCUUGUCACUUCUGAUCAGCUGCCCACAGCUGUUCUGAUGAGCUGGAGCCCGGUUCCCCAGUGGUGGGGAUGACAUCUAGUUUGGCUGUGCUGCCUGGAGACAAUCUGGGGGCACAGAGGUGGGUACAGCCUGCACUGUGCAGUGCUGCAGCUUGUGUGUGCGUGGUGGUGUGCUCAGCUGGGGCGCUGAUUCCUGCUCACAUUUAACUCUUGUCCUUCAUUCCCUGUUCCAGAGUAUGGGUAGGCCAGAGACUCAAGUGUGAAAGAAGAAGGGAGUCCCAUGGGAUGGGUUCUGCAGGAGCCCAGAUGCCCCAAGGGGAUCAGCAGGAGUGGGGUUUUAUAGAGUAGUGUUCCAUUAAGGACAGCAGUUCAGUAUUCAGUGCUGAAAGGGCAGCUGUGCGAGCAGCAGGGUGUCUGGUGCUACCUGAAGUCAAGCUGUCUGUAUUAAGUAACACUUGUUACUCAGCUAAAACAAUAAAAGCUGAAAACCUGUU